AUGGCAUCCGCGCAACCCCCGCCCAGCGUGCAGCCACCGGCAGCCAAGGAGCUCAUCGACCAGAAAGGCUACACGCUGCUGGAUGUCAGGACACCUGAGGAGCGCGCUCAGGGCAGCGUUCCUGGCUCCAUAAACAUCCCCAUCAAGCUGGACGAUGGCAAGGGCGGCAUGGUGCCGAAUCCCGACUUUGAGGAGCAGGUCAAGGCGCAGCUCAGCAAGGACACGUCGCUGGUCUGCACCUGCGCGCACGGCCGCCGUGGCGGGGAUGCGACAGCCCGGCUGGCGGCGCAGGGGUUCACCACCAUUAACCUCGAGGGCGGCUUAGCCAACUGGGCUGACCAGAAGCAGCCGGUCGACGGCACCAUCCAGCGGCACCACUGA
This is a messenger RNA of Chlorella variabilis, 381 nucleotides long. RefSeq lists its product as hypothetical. The transcript has 3 exons. The record is from RefSeq and is a predicted model, not a curated record. NCBI's taxonomy places the organism in Eukaryota, Viridiplantae, Chlorophyta, Trebouxiophyceae, Chlorellales, Chlorellaceae. The coding region runs from base 1 to 381 and encodes 126 amino acids.